Messenger RNA from Polyodon spathula (Mississippi paddlefish), 2012 nucleotides. Its product is annotated as UDP-glucose 6-dehydrogenase. Gene Ontology annotation, cellular component: nucleus; cytosol. Gene Ontology annotation, molecular function: NAD binding; UDP-glucose 6-dehydrogenase activity. The record is from RefSeq and is a predicted model, not a curated record. Lineage: Eukaryota; Metazoa; Chordata; Actinopteri; Acipenseriformes; Polyodontidae. Bases 169 to 1659 code for a protein of 496 amino acids. Gene Ontology annotation, biological process: glycosaminoglycan biosynthetic process. The transcript has 12 exons.
UGCAUGAACUAUGACAGGUAUAGUCUCAUUGGCAGGAGAAUGCGAAGUCCCAGCGCAACUAUUUAAAUAAGACGGGACUCCUUUGCAAAAUAACAUUUUAAGGAUCACUUCAGGAGCAAUCUGACUACUGAGGCGCAGUAUCGUUUUGAUUCGAUCAACAAAGUCACAAUGUUUCAGAUUAAAAAGAUCUGCUGCAUUGGUGCUGGCUAUGUUGGUGGACCCACUUGCAGUGUGAUUGCUCACAUGUGUCCAGAUAUCAAAGUCAGUGUUGUCGACCUUAAUGAAUCGAGAAUCAAAGCCUGGAAUUCAGACGCACUUCCCAUCUAUGAGCCCGGUCUGAAGGAGAUAGUGGAAUCCUGCAGAGGGAAGAAUCUCUUCUUUUCCACAGAGAUCGACUCUGCCAUUAGAGAGGCCGACCUUGUCUUCAUUUCUGUAAACACCCCAACAAAGACCUAUGGGAUGGGGAAAGGACGAGCAGCAGACCUGAAGUACAUUGAGUCCUGUGCCCGGCGGAUUGUGGAGGUCUCCGAUGGCUAUAAGCUGGUCACUGAGAAGAGCACCGUGCCAGUGAGGGCUGCUGAGAGCAUUAGAAGAAUAUUCGAUGCAAACACAAAACCAAACCUUAACCUGCAGGUGCUGUCUAACCCCGAAUUCCUUGCUGAGGGCACUGCCAUCAAGGACCUGAAGAAUCCGGACCGUGUGCUGAUCGGCGGAGAUGAAACCCCAGAGGGACAGAGCGCCAUUCGUGCCCUGUGCGCAGUCUAUGAAAACUGGGUCCCCAGGGACAAGAUCAUCACCACCAACACCUGGUCCUCCGAGCUCUCCAAGCUGGCUGCUAAUGCAUUCCUUGCCCAGAGAAUCAGCAGUAUUAAUUCAAUUAGUGCGUUGUGCGAGUCAACGGGGGCCGACGUAGAAGAGGUGGCAAAAGCCAUCGGAAUGGACCAGAGAAUUGGAAAUAAAUUCCUUAAACCCAGUAUUGGCUUUGGUGGUAGCUGUUUCAAGAAGGAUGUCCUCAACCUGGUGUAUCUGUGUGAGGCUCUGAACCUCCCUGAAGUGGCAAAGUACUGGCAGCAGGUGAUAGAUAUGAAUGAGUACCAAAGGCAGCGGUUUGCGUGCCGUAUAAUUGACUGCCUGUUUAAUACUGUGACUGGAAAGAAGAUUGCUGUCCUGGGAUUUGCUUUCAAAAAGGACACUGGAGACACACGGGAGUCCUCCAGUAUCCACAUCUCCAAGUACCUGCUGGAUGAAGGUGCGAUGUUGCAGAUCUACGACCCCAAAGUACCGAAGGAGCAGAUCAUUCAGGAUCUCUCCCAGCCCAGCAUCUCCGAGGGAGGCCCGGAGAGAGUGUCUCAUCUAGUUACUAUCACAAGUGACCCGUACGAGGCCUGUGACGGAGCCCAUGCACUGGUUAUCUGCACAGAGUGGGAUAUGUUCAAAGAUCUGGAUUAUGAGCGAAUCUACAAAACAAUGCUAAAACCAGCUUUCAUAUUUGAUGGGAGGCGGGUUCUGGACGAUCUUCAUGUCAGGCUUCAGAACAUUGGAUUUCAGGUUGAAACUAUAGGAAAGAAGGUAACCGUACCGAGAAUACCCUUUACUCCCACGUGUGAAAUCCCCAAAGUCAGUCUGCAUGGUCCACCAGUGAAGAAGGCAAAGGUGUAAAGCAAAUGAAAGCAAUGUGCUACUGUACUGCAGUCAUAAGGGUUACUCGCCAACAAUGACGUUCCUACUUACCAAACCCAGUAAUAUGCACAAUUCUGAAUUUCCAGACCAGCACACAAACAACUUUGUUUAAGCCACUAUUUUCAUUCCUUAUUCUGCCCAGUGGAAAUUUAGAAUUCUGUCCAAUAACGAUUGAUUUGUCAAUCUGAUUGAUGUUAAACUUUUUAAUGUGCAAUUGUUUUCAUAAUGGUUGUGUUUUGUUACCAAUGUGAAAACAAAUUCUUACAAAUCAUGACCUAUUUCUUUUCAGUUGUACUGCACUUUAAUGAAUAAAAAACAACUUUUGAAUUGUU